Molecule: messenger RNA, 717 nt
Organism: Fraxinus pennsylvanica
Lineage: Eukaryota; Viridiplantae; Streptophyta; Magnoliopsida; Lamiales; Oleaceae
Source: the annotation of a GenBank genome assembly
AUGGCUUUCGCCACCCGAUUAUUUUCCAGAUCCACUCGCCAGAGUAUUAUGCGACUGGAGCAUUCGAUUCCGGCCCGUUCAUUUGCUAAAGGAGCUGGCAGUUCUCCUCCUUCGUUAAAGGGUGAUGAGAUGCUGAAGGGCAUUUUUCUGGAGGUUAAAAAGAAAUUUGAUACAGCCCUUGGGAUUCUCAGAAAAGAAAAGAUCACAAUAGAUCCUGACAAUCCCACUGCAGUGGCUGAAUAUGCCAAAGUCAUGAAGACUGUAAGAGAGAAGGCUGAUCUCUUUUCAGAGUCGCAGAGGAUCAAAUACACUAUUGAAACAAGAACACAAGGUAUUCCAGAUGCUCGAACAUAUUUGCUGACGCUGAAGGAGAUAAGGAUCAAGAGAGGCCUUACUGAUGAACUGGGUGCAGAGGCUAUGAUGAUGGAUGCAUUGGACAAAGUUGAGAAAGAACUGAAGAAGCCUCUUGUAAGGAAUGAUAAAAAGGGAAUGGCCCUUCUUAUGGCAGAGUUCGAUAAGAUCAACCGAAAGCUAGGAAUUCGUAGAGAAGAUCUGCCCAAAUAUGAGGAGCAGUUGGAACUUAAAAUUGCAAAAGCACAGCUGGAGGAGCUGAAGAAGGAUGCUUUUGAAGCAAUGGAUACUCAGAAGAAGAGGGAAGAGUUCAAGGAUGAAGAGAUGCCGGAUGUGAAGUCUUUAGAUAUCAGAAACUUCAUAUGA